GCCCGUCUGAGUGGUCUGCAGCAGAUUACCGAAGGUUUGAGACGAAAACGGACUCCUCCCUCCUCCUUCACUUCUAGACAGGCCCAGUAGGAUGAUUUCUGUUGUAGGUAGGCGCAUUUACUGAAGACCCAGCUAUUUUCCUUUCCCCAGGCUUGGUGGACCCGUAGAGGUGCAGUCCAGAGAACCCCUGUGUAUUGUGUGCCACCCUAAGUAACGAUCCCAGUAAGAUGACUGGAGUAUUCGACAGUCUUGUGACAGACAUGCAUUCUAGUCAGAUAAACACAACCAGCUACCACCACCUUCACAAGGCUCAGGAUUCGCCAACGCUUCCCGUUUCAACGGCAACAGACAGCAGUUACUACACAAAUCAACAACACGGAUCCCCGUAUCCCCACCACCAGCUGCAACCUUCUUACCAGCAGCAGUUCCAGACUGGAACCAACAGCGGCUGCCUCGCCUACAGUGCCAAGCCCUACGAGUUGAGCUACAGCAGCGCUUACAGCAGUACCUACGGACAGUACGGCAGCAGUACCUCUCCUCAACACCCAGAGAACGAAAAAGAAGACUGCGAGCCCGAAAUCAGAAUAGUAAAUGGAAAGCCAAAGAAAGUUCGAAAACCACGGACCAUUUAUUCCAGUUUCCAACUGGCAGCAUUACAAAGGCGAUUCCAAAAAACCCAGUAUCUAGCUUUGCCAGAGAGGGCUGAGCUGGCAGCUUCCUUGGGCCUUACUCAGACUCAGGUAAAGAUCUGGUUUCAAAACCGACGAUCCAAGUUCAAGAAGUUGUGGAAGAGUGGAGAAAUGCCCGCAGAGCAGCAACAUACAGGACCAAGUGACUCUCCCCCAUGUAGCUCUCCUGCUGCCUCAGUUAAUUGGGACUUCUCUCCACAUCAGAGAAUGACUACAAAUUCUGUCCCCCCUCAGAGCAGUAGUCCUAACACAGCGGCUCCAGCUUUUCUAGGAAAUUAUUCUUGGUAUCCUGCAUCUAAUUCGACUUCACAUCUUCAGGCCAGCUCCCUCCUACAACAUCAUCACAGCUCUGCGGUUGGGGCAGGGGCUAUAUUCUAAAAUAUUUUCUUUUCAUCAGAGAACUGCAUAGAAUAAAGGCUACAAAAAGAAAUGAACUUCUCACCAAACUCAGUGAAUGCAGCUGCGAGGGACGUGUGGUAUGCAUUUCGUAUACUUGCACAGACGUGUUGCUACAAAUCGAAGGUGAUUUUGUAGUUUGUUCUUUAACACCAAAAAUAACAAAUAAAUGGAUGGGAGACCUGUUUUUUUAGUUCCAAGAAAAUCGUGUCACCAUUCCAAAUUUAGUUCUUUUGAUAUUAGCCCCCCCAAAAGGCGCUUAACAAAAUAUAAAAUGUUACAAGCUGCAGAUACAGUAUUAAUUGCCUUGUCUUGCGGGGGUCUUACAUGAAAGGGAAACUGUUGUGUGAAGAUGAUAAGUUAAAAGCAAGACACGAUUCCAUUCGUAAACUGCACAUUUUAGUAAGAAAUGUGUAGCAUCAAACCACCACUAAAAUAUCUCAAGCAUGUGUUUCAAAUAGGUGCCUUGGACAAUGACCUCAUUUUGACGUUUCAAGAAAAUAUAUGUAGAUAUAAACUUGUGUUUUAAAUUAUAUUUUAUGAAAGGUUGUACGGGAGUUAGUCUGUAUGACAAUCACGGUUGUGUUUGUAUGAAAAUGUCAUUUUUGUAGAUUCCUUCUACCUUAUUAAUAUGCAUUACCAGUUUAUUUUAUGAAACCUACAGAAAUUCAAAAGUUAAUUACAUGGACAAACGAACGUGUUUCUUCCUUUUCUUGUCAUGGUUUCUCAAGUACGAAUUUGUUUAGUUUUGUAACCAGUUUGGAAAAUAAGGUCAAAAUAUUGACAGUUAAUUUUCCCCCAACACACACAAGCACGUACGCUUAUUGUCUCUUAAAUUACAAUGUAAAACGAAUGCCACCCCACACCCACAUGCAUAUACACACAUAUUGUUUGUCUUAAACUGAGAUGCAUUUUGUUAUUUAUUAUGAAACAUUACUGCAGUGUUGCUUUUAUGACAUGAAGAGAUUAUUUAAAAUAAAAUAUUGUUUCAGUGUAA
Molecule: messenger RNA, 2082 nt
Organism: Protopterus annectens (West African lungfish)
Lineage: Eukaryota; Metazoa; Chordata; Ceratodontiformes; Protopteridae
Gene: DLX2
Product: distal-less homeobox 2
Exons: 3
Coding region: 228-1067 (279 amino acids)
Biological process (GO): cell differentiation; embryo development; negative regulation of transcription by RNA polymerase II
Molecular function (GO): RNA polymerase II cis-regulatory region sequence-specific DNA binding; DNA-binding transcription factor activity, RNA polymerase II-specific
Source: RefSeq, a predicted model, not a curated record